Messenger RNA from Varanus komodoensis (Komodo dragon), 4183 nucleotides. It is a transcript of the gene A4GALT, whose product is annotated as alpha 1,4-galactosyltransferase (P blood group). The coding region runs from base 2517 to 3587 and encodes 356 amino acids. Gene Ontology annotation, molecular function: acetylglucosaminyltransferase activity. The transcript has 4 exons. Lineage: Eukaryota; Metazoa; Chordata; Lepidosauria; Squamata; Varanidae. The record is from RefSeq and is a predicted model, not a curated record. Gene Ontology annotation, biological process: protein O-linked glycosylation.
AAGGAUGAAAAAUGUAAUGAGGAGAGAAGUGAGGCAGGAGUUGUUGUUAUUACGUUUCUGGGUGGUUCACUACAUUUAAGUCAACCAUCCAGAUUUCAGCCAGGCUCAACCCUGCUGAGCUUCCAAGAUAAGGCAAGAUUGGGCACUUCAGACUCUGUAUGGUGAGGUGCUUGUGUCCAGGGCUAUUAAGGCUGAUAUUUGCAAGAAGAUUUCCUAGUGGUUCCUCCCAGCAACACAAUGCACAGUUUAAAAACCUGUGCAUUGCUGUCCACAAUACAGCUCUGGAUUUUGUUGUGGGAGCAUGUAUCUUCGGAGUAAUAAAUAAUAAUCUCACUGCCAAUUGCUGUUAUGUGGAAUAAGGGACAGGCACAUUGACAUCAUAUUGAAUAAGAACACUGUUCGAUGGGAAGACUGUCUUGUGCUACAGACUGAUAACUCCAUGUGGCAUGGGCUCAUAUAUCCACCAUUUCCGUAUCUGGACAGGGUUAGUCUUGCUGUAGUUAUCCAUUUGCUGGUGACCUCUGAUCUGGUUUACUGCAAUUCCUUAUAUGAGAGGUUGCCUUUGGAGAACACCCAGAAGCUUCAACUGGUCCAAAAUAGGGCAGCAAGAUGGUUACCCUGGAGUAGUCAACAUGAUGACCUGAUGCCACUGGGUGCCCAUGUGUGCUGGUGAUCUGCCCAUGUCUGGACCCAAUUCAAAGUGCUGGCAUUAACUUUAAUAGUUCUGAUGGGUUUGGGACCAGGUGGCCAGAAGCAUUGCCUCCUCUAAACCCAUCCGCAUCUUAACAAUGCCCUCUGUGGCUCUUCUCUAGGAGUCACUGACAGAGGAAGGGAGGUGGGUGGCCACCAAGAAGAGGGGCCUUUGUCUUCUGGCAGCCUGACUGAGCUUCCCAGAAGGGCUUGCUUUGUGCCUACAUUGCAGUUUUUCUGGCACCAGACAAAGACCUUAUUUUCCCAGUCAUUUCAAUCUUUCAGUUUCUGUAUUCCAAUAUGCUGCUGUACUUUCAUGUUUGCAUUACUGCUAGGCUUUACUUUGGCUUUUUUUAAACUUCUGUUUCCAAAUGAAUUUUUUAACUUUAAACUUUCAUAGUGCGUCUUAUGGCUUUGUUGAUGGUUUUACUUGUGAACUGCCCAGUUUUACUAUUGGAUAGUAUAGAAGUGACAUAAAUAAGGUAAUGUCUCCAGUUCAGGCCCUGGAUGAUCCUGACCCUGGGAGAGUUAGUAAAUAGAAAUAUUGAGACCUGGGCUUAUUUUGAAUGUCCCAAAAGAAACAGGAAAGAGUGCAUUGUGAAUAAGGCUAUUCUGUAUGCUCAAGAAGCAAAAGACAAGGCCCAAGUCUGGUACUCUAUUGUACACGGUGGCAAGUAUGAUAAGAGAUGAAUCCUAGAAUAAGCACUAGAAGCAGUGCACAUUUGAUUCUUCUGGUUGUAUUUGGAGUCCUUGUCUCUUCUUGGGGGAUGCAAUAAACGAAGCAGUGCCUGAUGUUGUCACAGUGUCUCUCAGGGUCUAACUACUUGGGACUACUAGAUACUCACCUCUACUCCCCAUGGCUUAGUAUAUAGAGAAAAAAGGCAGGAAAACCCAAGAAGACACCAGCACUAUUAAUAAGCGAGUCAAGGAAGGUUAUAGAAGAGACUAAGGCAAGGUUAGGCAACUUCAUGUAGUCCAGAUUCAUGUAUUCCUGGCUUUAGUCCAAAAUAUCUGGAAUGUGAUAGGUUGGCUAUCACUGCACAAGGUUUGCUUUUAAAAAAGGAAGGUUUUCCUACAUGAAAAGAAACAAAAAUACAUUGCAACACAAUAGAAGUAAAAGAUUCUAAGGUAAGCAAGGGUGGGAAUUGACAAGCAUAUUGAAAAAAUAAAAUAAAAUAAAUAGAGUUGCAUCUGAUGAUUGCUUUGCAUGAGCAGAAAGCCCUCCUCUUCCAGCAAUGUGAGGCACCACACUCCCUCCAACCCUCCUCCAGCCUUGUAUGGUAUCCCUGGCUGUUCUGGAGCUCCUCCAGCUCUCAGGAACAGCUCUUUCGGAGGGAGCAUGGAGGGCUGUGGGCUGCAGGGAGAAUUGGGGAAAAUCAGGUGUCCAGCCUGGUGUGAAGAGAAGCACAUUUUACUUGCACAAAGCCACCAUCGGAUGCUACCUGUUACUAUCAACAAGCCUAACUCCUUUAUGUCAGAUGAAGAAAAUGAACAGGAUGAAUAUGGAAAUAGGACAGAAUGAACUGAUGAAUGAGCACAUGUGAAACUGACUGGGCCAGAAACAGACCGAUCAUUUCUUCUCUGAAAAUUGAAGAAAUGCGGAGUGUAUUUGUGUGCGCACUCACCAUUUAAAACAGCAUUCCACAUCUCUGCAAAAGAAUAUUCAUGAUACUCCGUAUAUAUAUUUAUAGAUGCAUGAAUAUGCAUAUGAAUGGACAAACAGAACAAUCAACAUAAAGGUACAGAAGUGGACGAGCGUUUUCUAGUUCGGCGCUAUUGCCACUCAUUCUGAUUUUCCUAAAAGUUCAGCAUUCUGCAGUGAGCAGAUGAUGUGUGAAGUGCCUGCCUGUGUGCUGAAAUUAAACAAGGUGGUUUCAAAUCACAAACUCUGGGCUGUAUUUAUCAUCACCUUUAAGUUCAUGUCCUUUAUUUCCAUCAUGUACUAUUGGAGAAUCACUCAGUAUGUUAAUGACAAGAGACAACACUACAGUCUGCCUGUAGAGGUUAAGUGUCCUCCUUCUCCUCCCACCCUGAUUUCUGGAUGGUCUUCUACAUUACCAAAGGACAUAUACUUCCUGGAAACAUCUGAACGAACAAACCCCAACUUUCUGUUUAUGUGCUCUGUUGAAUCAGCAGCCAGGAUCCAUCCGGAGUCUAGAAUUGUGGUCCUUAUGAAGGGAUUGGCAAAAUACAAUAAUACUUUGCCCAAACAUUUGGGCAUCUCCUUGCUCAACUGCUUCCGUAACCUUGAAUUCAAAAAGUUGGAUCUGAUCAACCUAUUCUCGGACACUCCCCUGGCUGACUGGUAUUCUCAGGCUCAGCAAAGGUGGGAACCAUAUUUCCUCCCCAUCCUUUCAGAUGCCUGCCGAAUAGCCAUUAUGUGGAAAUUUGGUGGUAUCUACUUAGACACAGACUUUAUCAUCCUCAAGAACUUGAAUAACCUCACAAAUACACUUGGUAUGCAAUCAAAAUAUGUACUCAACGGGGCCUUUCUCUCAUUUGUGCCCAAACACAACUUUAUAGAGCUUUGCAUGCAGGAUUUUGUGGCUAAUUACAACCGCUGGAUUUGGGGCCACCAGGGCCCACAGCUCUUCACCCGGAUAUUUAAGAAGUGGUGUUCCAUCCAUAGCCUCCAGAGCAGCAAAAGCUGCCGGGGAGUCACAGUCCUGCCACAAGAAGCCUUUUAUCCUAUCCGUUGGCAGGAUUGGAAAAAGUAUUUUGAAGCAGUGGAGGCUUCAGAGCUUCCCAAGCAUUUUAAAAACACCUAUGCAGUGCAUGUGUGGAAUAAGAAAAGUCAAGGCACCCAAUUUGAGGUCACCUCUAAGGCUUUAUUAGCUCAACUGCAUUACCGCUACUGCCCUUCUACAUACAGUCUAAUGAAGAUCUAUCAGAUCUAGCAGCUACCUGCUCAUGGAUACAGUUGAAUGUCAACCAAAGUAUUCAGCCAUGGGGAGCUAAUAUCAUUCUUACCUAGAAGCAACAGCACCUAUCACUAAGCUGAUGACUUGCCAAUUCAACAUUUCAAAAAGCAGAUGAAUGGUGAUGAGUUAUACCAGGCUGGGCUGUUCCACUAAAGAAUACUAUGAGGAUCAACCAACAUUUGUAAUGUUCUGUUCAUCAUCAUUAGCCUGGAUGUAAAAGAAAACAAAUCACUUUGAAAGGGCAAAAAGGGGAUUGGGAGAGUGUGCGGUUACAGAACCAUGUUUGCCAUCUUUUCUCUGGUGUUAAAAUGGUAAUAGACUCCUUCAGUCGAAAUAACAUGCCAUUUACUCAUAUUUUAAUGAUCAUGUCAGAAACUUUUCCUGCUUCUGUUAAUGUGUCUUACUACUAGUGAUGUCAUGGAAGUUUGCCUUUACUUGGUUUCUUAUAUGAACUUGACGAAUGAGUAAUGCUUCGCCACGUUGUGCAUUUAGUGAUUCAUAAUGUGGCAAAGCAGAAGUCCCCAGAAGUUCUUCUUAUGCUUGGAACAUCAUCUAACUGCCCCACCUGGGGA